Messenger RNA from Entrophospora candida, 218 nucleotides. The record is from the annotation of a GenBank genome assembly. NCBI's taxonomy places the organism in Eukaryota, Fungi, Glomeromycota, Glomeromycetes, Entrophosporales, Entrophosporaceae.
GGAAUAUCUCUUAUGCUAAAUACUGGGCACAAGAAAAGGCAAGACUCGUACCAGAUUCAACUUUAAUUGAUUUGAAAACUGGUAUAGAAAUUGUUGUUGUAGAAAAAGCAAAAACCACUGUGAUAGAAGAUCUUACUAAGGCUCAAAAGGAUGUUGAAAAAAGCAAUAUUACUACAAGAUCAAAUAACAUCCAUAUACAAAAUGUUGGCCGAAAAUGA